AUGCCGCUGGAGGACCGUCCGCCCACCGUUAGCCGCACGGUGCCCUACCGACGGCCCGAGUACCUCUCGCGCAGAAAGAAGGAGAUGGAAUGCCCGACUUCUGCCCAGGCCGUCGCUCCUGUGCUCCCAGGCAUGCCCUAUCGCAACGCCGUGGGCGUGCAGCUCCUUUCGCGACCGCUCCAUGCGCAGCUGUUCCCACCUGGGACGUCCGACCAGGUCCCGCCCAUCCACCCCAAUGCUCUGUCUCUCUGUCAGCACCAUCUGAGCUCCCAUGGCCUGAAGCCAGAGCAGGCUUCGACGCUGCCCGAGACGUCGUUUGACCUUCCGCCGCUGCAGGGAAAGGAUCUCGGCGAGCAUUUUUGGAACAUCGGAAGGGAGGCGGCGCAGCCGUGGCUGGGAAUGGCCCACGAGUUCGCAAGCCAAGACGUGCCGUCGACCAUGCCAGACGGUGUCUCUGGCGACGCGACCUCGACGGAAGACGAAGAUGGUCUACUGUGCGCAAAAGACUGGCUCUCGCUGGACGUGGGCAUGCGCAAAGAAAUGACGCCGAGACCGCCCAAGUGGCAAAGGAAGUCUGGCUGGACGCGUUAUCCGGUCCUGAGGUCGAGCGACGGGCAUGGGUGUGCGGCCUUGGGCGAGGGCGAGGCAGUCGAGUACCCCCUCGUUGAGGACGGAGCGCUGGUGUUUGACGUAGAGACAAUGGUGACCGAGAGUCAAUUUGCCGUCAUGGCCACAGCGGCAAGCCCCAAUGCCUGGUAUGCCUGGCUGAGCCCGUGGCUCCUCGGUGAGACGACGGACAAGGCGCAGCUCAUCCCGUUUGGGCCCAGCGGGGAUCAAAAUAUGCCCGCGCGCCUUGUCAUCGGACACAAUGUCAGCUAUGAUCGAGGAAGGGUGCGUGACGAGUACUCGCUCAAGAGGGGCAACACGCGCUGGCUCGACACCAUGUCCCUGCACGUCGCCACCAGGGGCAUUUCGAGCCCACAGCGGGGCGCUUGGAUAAAGCACAGCAAGACGAGGGCGCUGGAGAAGAUGCUCGACGAGGAUGGCAUCGAGGAGAGGAAAAAGGCCGUCAUUGCCUCCAUUCUCGGCGGUCAAGACGUCGACGAAGAUACGAUUGCCGCGCUCGACCUCGAGGACCUCAUCGGCGUGGACAGAAACGAGGACCAGGGCAACGACCUUGCCAGCAUCGACGCAAUCCUGGACAGCAGCAACGGCUCGGCCAGGAGCGACGCCACGUCCCGUGCGGCAGCUUCGACGCUGUGGCAGGACAUCACGUCAAAAAACUCGCUCGCAGAUGUAGCCAAGCUGCACUGCGACAUCACUGUCUCCAAAGACGUGCGAAAUGUCUUCAUCGAUGGGACAAGCCGGGAAGAGAUUCUCUCGAUGCUCGAUGAGCUGCUGCACUACUGCGCCACCGACGUCGCCGUGACACACAAGGUCUUUCAAAAGGUCUGGCCUGCUUUCGUCGCCAAUUGCCCGCAUCCAGCCACCGUCGCAGGCGUUCUCGGAUUGGGCAGCGCGAUCCUGCCAGUCGAUGAUGAGUGGAUCGAUUACCAGAGGCGAAGCAACGAGACAUUCGAAGCUGCCCACGGCGAAGUGCGAAAGAAUCUCGUCAAGCUAGCAGAGGAGCUUCGGAGUCGGGGGACAGAGGGUGUAUCGUGGGAUCAGGCCAUGGCAUGGUCGACGGCAAAGGCCAAAGCGCUUGAGGAAGACCAGGAUGAGGAGCAAGAGACGAGCAAGAUGUGGUGGGACGAGGAUGCUUGGACCAGCCAGCUCGAUUGGACGCCAAAGAAGCCAAAGAAGAUCCGGCUCGCCAGCACGGAGAAUGAGGACGACAGCCUCAAGGUUCCCAUGUGGUACCGUGACAAGGUCCUGAAGAGCCCUGCGGGCCUGGGCACCACCAUGGCAGCGACCCCUGCCGUGCUCCGCCUUCACCUUGAUGGCAAGCCAAUCAUCAAAGGCGACGAUGGCAAGUGGAAGGCAAAGGGACAGACGCCAGACCAGGACGAGGUGGUUGGUGGGUCGCCCCUGCGACAAGCCUUUCUCAAAAAAGGUCGCGGGCUUGCCGUCAAGUCUCAUCUUGACGGGAAUGCUGGCGAGGAGGCCUUGUCUGCAAUCAGAGGUGGGUCUUUAGACAAGGCCGAAGUGCGCCUCUUGCUGAGCAAGGCCGCCGAGGACCUCAUCGCAUGGGCGAAGGCAAACGGCAAGGCGGUAGAGGAAGAUGCUCAGCUCACAACACUCGACUGGCAAAAGGUGGAGGCGGACACGGGUCCGGCAUCGACAGGCGACAGUGAUCCUACCGCUGAACGAGAGUGGUGGCCCAAGUGGUAUUGGGAUCUGAUCAAGCCUGGCACGGGUGAGGUCGAGCUCACGAUCCGGUCAAAGGUGGCCCCCACGCUCCUCAAAGUCAGCUGGGAGGGCUGUCCGCUCUACCAUAGUCGUGAACACGGCUGGGUCUUCCUACACGAUAUCAAGGCGAUGCCGGACUUUACGACUCGGCAGAAGCCUCUCAAGUUUAAGCACGAAGCAGAUGAAUCGUUCAAGAGCCUUUCCAAAGAACAAGGCCUGCUCUUCUACAAGGUCCCCCACGUUGCCGGCGACAACUCCAAUGUCGGCAGUCCCUUCAGCAAGGGUUUUGUCCCCUUUUUCGAAAAAGAGACGCUGAAAAGCGAGCUUUCGAGCGAAGCGGCAAAGAGUGCAGCAAAGGCAGCUCUCGAGAUGAAUUCGCAGUGCAGCUACUGGAUCGGGGUGCGAGAUCGCGUUGAGAAGCAAAUGGUCGUCUGGGACGGCCAGGGUGGCUCCAGUAUGCUCUAUCCUCAGGGUGCUAGCGGAGCGAGGCCGGAGGAUGCUCAUCGAAAAAAGGGCAUGAUCCUGCCGCAGGUUGUGCCCAUGGGCACCGUAACGCGCCGUGCGAUUGAGAAGACGUGGCUGACAGCCUCCAAUGCAAAGGCGAAUCGCGUUGGCUCGGAGCUCAAGGCUAUGGUCAAGGCGCCUCCGGGCUGGUCCAUCGUGGGAGCAGACGUAGACAGCGAGGAACUGUGGAUCUGCAGCGUCAUGGGUGACGCCCAAUUUGGCAUCCACGGCGCCACGGCCGUCGGCUGGAUGACGCUCGAAGGGACAAAGGCCCUCGGCACAGAUCUCCAUAGCAAGACGGCGAACAUUCUCGGCACGGGCCGAAAUCAAGCCAAGGUCUUCAACUAUUCGAGAAUCUACGGCGCCGGUAUCCGACACUCUUCGCAACUGUUGCUCAAGGCUUCGCCCUCGAUGAGCAACGAAGAAGCGACGCGCAAGGCAAAGGAGCUGUAUGCGACUACAAAAGGCACAAACACCUACACCGACGACUUCUUUGGCAGGCGCUUCUGGUACGGUGGAACCGAGAGCUAUGUCUUCAACAAGUUGGAAGAGGUCGCGCUGAGCGCCCACCCAACGACGCCGGCGCUGGACUGCGGUGUAACGGCAGCCUUGUCGAGAAAAUACCUUCCAAAAGUGGCAAAAUUUGGGCGGAUGAGCGAAGACUACAUGCCAAGCCGGGUCAACUGGGUGGUGCAGUCGAGUGGUGUUGACUAUCUUCACCUCCUCAUCGCUUCGAUGGAGCACCUCUGCCGCAGUUACGACAUCGAUGCUCGUUUCAUGAUCAGUGUCCACGACGAAGUGCGAUACCUGGCCCGCGACGAGGACGCCCAUCGAGCCGCUCUGGCACUACAGGUGGCCAACCUCUGGACGAGAGCCAUGUUCGCAUUCAAGCUGCAGAUGGACGACCUACCCCAAGGCUGCGCCUUUUUCGCCCAGGUCGACGUCGAUAAAGUGCUGCGCAAAGAGGCGGACGAUCCCUGCGUCACGCCAAGCCAGCCCGUGCCAAUUCCGCCAGGCCAAGCGUACGAGAUUGAACAGACGCUCAAGCUGACCAACGGAGGCUCACUCUUUGCCGACGGCCGAGCGAUGAAGUCUGCUCCCCUUGACUCACCUGCUGCCGUGCCUGUCGCUGGAGCAUCGAUCGACAUUAACCAGCCUGGAUAUGUCCCUUCGAAGCAGUUGCAUCGAUCGACGGGCGAGCGAGGACUCCGUUUCCUCCAGGCACAAACGGCCACAGAAGUUGGUGAGAUUGCUGCGCUCGAGCAGCGCGCCAAGAUGGCCGAGGAGCGGGUGGAGCGAGAGAAGGCUACGGCGGCAAAGCGGCAGACAAAGACACCGCCAACGCAAGCAGCCCCAGCCGCAUCAGCGAUGGCUCCUAAAAAGCCCUUGCGGGCCGCUGCUCGCAGCUUGCACACCUCGAGUGCCGCUAGGCCAACCGAAGAUCACGACGCGAUCCGGUCGCUCGUCAAGGCCUUUCCUGUUCGCAGAUUCAAGACGCGAAAGCCCUUCUUCAAGCUGGACUCGCACCGGAGCGAAGUCCUCAUGCUUUACCGAAGGCUGAUGAAGGCAUGUCCCAAGCUGGGCCUGCCAAAGACACGCGCAACGAUCAGAGGCGUUGCCAGAGCCAAGAAGAAGCUGACGAGCCCCAGACAAACCGAUGAAGUGCUUCAAAGGGCGAGAGGAAUGAUCGAUAGGUUUGAGAGGGCGAAGCGAGGAGACGAGGAGGCGACGAGAGAAAUGCGCGAGAUGGAGGAGGAGCUGGUCGAGAAGGAUCGUGUCCGAAGGUGGGAGCUCGUUUACGACCGUUACCUCCGCUCGGUCAAGGAAGAGGCGCGUGGCGAGCCUCGACGUUCAGGCGCUCUUCUUGCGCCCAGCUUCUACACGGUCGGCAUGCACCGGUACAAGCCCUUUCAACCGGAGAGCGUCACAAUGAUCAUCAAGCGCCGUCGGCUCGCUCGGUGGGCACGCUACGGCCGAUCGCUGGACCUCGAUGAGCGAGCGAGGAUGAUAAAAGAGGAGGUGCAGAUCUGGAAUGCUCUCCGCUCGCAACAGCAAGAGAAGGCACCUCGUGCUCGAAAGGCGAGAGGAGAGGAGGAGGAGAAUCUCUUGAGAGGGUGGAAUGAGCCUUUUGCGGACGAAAUGAGGGAAAUGAGAGCAGCGUACGACCGAGAAGAGGCGAGGAGCAAGAGCCAGAUGUCAAUCCAGGUGCUGAGGGAAGCAAAAGAGGCUAGGAGGGCCAAGCAUAGAGCUCGGCUCAGGAACAAGAUGAGAAGAGAGAGGGAAAAGGAGAAAGCGGAAUUGGACGCAAAGCCAGAGAGCUAA
This is a messenger RNA of Acaromyces ingoldii, 5175 nucleotides long. RefSeq lists its product as hypothetical. The record is from RefSeq and is a predicted model, not a curated record. Gene Ontology annotation, biological process: mitochondrial DNA replication. Bases 1 to 5175 code for a protein of 1724 amino acids. Gene Ontology annotation, cellular component: mitochondrion; gamma DNA polymerase complex. Gene Ontology annotation, molecular function: 3'-5' exonuclease activity; DNA-directed DNA polymerase activity; DNA binding. The transcript is spliced from 2 exons. Lineage: Eukaryota; Fungi; Basidiomycota; Exobasidiomycetes; Exobasidiales; Cryptobasidiaceae.